This is a messenger RNA of Oryza brachyantha (malo sina), 1822 nucleotides long. Its product is annotated as probable cytokinin riboside 5'-monophosphate phosphoribohydrolase LOGL3. Gene Ontology annotation, biological process: cytokinin biosynthetic process. Gene Ontology annotation, cellular component: nucleus; cytosol. The transcript is spliced from 11 exons. The record is from RefSeq and is a predicted model, not a curated record. Bases 736 to 1371 code for a protein of 211 amino acids. Lineage: Eukaryota; Viridiplantae; Streptophyta; Magnoliopsida; Poales; Poaceae. Gene Ontology annotation, molecular function: hydrolase activity, hydrolyzing N-glycosyl compounds.
CCACCACUCUCCGCUGCGCAUCGCUCUUCCCCCACCCGCCGCUUCCCGAACCUUCCAGAAGUUUCGCGCUCUUCCUGCUCCGGCUCCGCCGCCGCUCCAGCUGCGAGGCGGCCACCCGGCGUCUUCUCCUGCCGACGCCGCAGGAACAUGCCAUUCUUUUCCGGUUUGUGGAUACGUUUUCCAGUGCAUCUUGACAAGCCAGCAACCAUUUUUGCUUGAAAUUAUGAGCUAUCAUCGACAUGGGGAUGCUAUAUGUAUCUAUAUUUAUCUCGCGGAAAUAUCAGUUGACAAGGCUCGGAACAUCACCGAACACACGCACUGCCUUCAGCUGGGUAAUUCCAGAUCAUUUUGAAGGGUGGUCACCGGAACAUCACGGGCUUUUAAGCUUUACUCGUGUUUCUUUCGGCUUAUGGAUUAUCGUGGAUAAACCUCCCAAUCUACCAAACGCUAGGUAGGCAAGGAGCAAGGGAGCCGAAUGGGACGACGUGUGUUUGUAUCAUCAUCAAGCACAAACACAAGCCAGCACUAUACUGUAUUACUGACCAUCCCAUUCAGAGCAAGAUAGGUCGCCUGGCCCCCAUCUCCAUCUCCUUUCUUUAUAUAAACCAGCUGCCAGCAGCCAUAGGUGGCGCACCCAAACACAAACACAAAUUCAAAGAGGAGAGCUUUACAAUUUUACAAGGUAGUAGCAGCAGAGCGCAGAAAUAUAGUAGGAGAGAUUGAGAUAAGAGGAGAAUGAGGCAGCAGCAGCAGCAGCAGCAGGCGAGCAGGUUCAAGAGGACUUGCGUCUUCUGCGGCAGCAGCCAGGGGAACAAGACCACCUACCGCGACGCCGCCGUCGACCUCGCCAAGGAGCUGGUGGCGAGGGGCAUUGACCUUGUGUACGGCGGCGGCAGCAUUGGCCUCAUGGGGCUCGUCUCCCAGGCCGUCUACGACGGUGGCAGACAUGUCAUCGGGGUCAUUCCCAAGACUCUCAUGACCCCCGAGAUAGUCGGAGAGACAGUAGGGGAGGUGAGGCCAGUGUCCGACAUGCACCAGAGGAAGGCUGAGAUGGCGAGGCAGUCUGAUGCAUUCAUAGCCCUGCCCGGUGGAUACGGAACACUGGAAGAGCUGCUUGAAGUGAUCACUUGGGCGCAACUUGGCAUCCACCAUAAGCCGGUUGGGCUGCUGAACGUCGAUGGGUACUACAACUCCCUGCUCACAUUCAUCGACCAAGCCGUGGAGGAAGGCUUCAUCAGCCCGAGCGCUCGCCGCAUCAUCGUGUCUGCUCCAACGGCACAGGAACUCAUGGACAAGCUCGAGGAGUACGUCCCUUACCAUGAUAGGGUUGCAUCUGGGCUGAACUGGGAGGCAGAUCAUCUAGGGUUCUAAGCUGCUGCAACGAGCUUAAUUAAGCCUGUACCCAGCCAGAUAUAAAUGAACUGAGGAAAGGCAAAGAUGAAUCCAGCAACUAUAUAUAUGAUCAAGCAUGCUAGUUAAUUCUAUCCGAUCUAUGUAAUAGUAGUGCAUGGCUAGUUAACCAGUCUAGAUUAUCUUCUCUCUUUUGCAUGCCUAGUUUUUUUCUUCUUUUUUAUUGCUCCUACGUAGCAUGGAGUUUGUCGUCAGUUUGGGUAAAGUACCUAGUAGCCCCUAAUCAGCCCUAUAUCAAUGUUCAAGAUCCAGUAACUGAUAAUCAACUGGCACUAAACCAGGUGCCAAAGAUUCACCUGAUCUGGUUACUGUAUCAAAUUCAAAGUUUUAAGAUUGUUGCGAGUUGAUUGAAACAAUGAUGUUUUGGAGAUAUAAACCAUUUCCAUUAUCUAAAAUUUGAAGUACGUGUUGA